AUGUUCGAAUGGCACAUCGAAAGAAGAUCUAGCUUUGAAACUGAAUCUCCCUUGGCAAGAGAGUCUCUAAAUGUAUCUGAAACUGGCUCACUCUCCAUUGUUGUGCUUGGUGCUUCUGGUGAUCUGGCUAAGAAGAAAACGUUCCCGGCACUUUUCCACCUGUAUCGGCAGGGAUUCCUACCACCAAAAGAAGUUCAUAUUUUUGGUUAUGCAAGGACAAAAAUCUCUGAUGAUGAACUGAGAGAUCGAUUGCGAGGCUAUCUUGUUCCUGCCAAAGAUGCUUCCGCAAAACAGUUGGAUGAUGUAUCGGAUUUUUUGAAUCUGAUCAAAUACGUAAGUGGCUCUUACGAUUCUGAGGAAGGUUUUCGCUUGUUGGACAAAGAGAUUUCAGAGCACGAAUAUUCGAAAAACAGUGCAGAGGGUUUGUCUCGGCGGCUUUUCUAUCUUGCACUUCCUCCUUCAGUAUAUCCAUCUGUUUGCAAGAUGAUCAAGACUUGUUGCAUGAAUAAAUCCAAUCUUGGUGGGUGGACACGUGUUGUUGUUGAGAAACCUUUUGGAAAGGACCUAGAAUCUGCAGAAGAACUAAGUACUCAGAUUGGAGAGUUGUUUGAGGAACCACAAAUCUACCGUAUUGAUCACUACUUGGGAAAAGAACUAGUGCAGAAUAUGUUGGUACUUCGUUUCGCAAAUCGAUUGUUUUUGCCUCUUUGGAAUCGUGACAACAUUGACAAUGUCCAGAUAGUUUUCAGAGAGGAUUUUGGAACCGAAGGUCGUGGUGGAUAUUUUGACCAAUAUGGAAUUAUUCGAGACAUUAUUCAAAACCAUCUGCUUCAGGUUCUCUGCUUAGUUGCUAUGGAAAAGCCAGUUUCUCUCAAGCCUGAGCACAUUCGGGAUGAGAAAGUGAAGGUUCUUGAAUCAGUAGUACCUAUUAGCGACGAUGAGGUUGUUCUUGGACAAUAUGAAGGCUAUAGAGAUGACCCAACCGUACCUGAUGAGUCAAACACUCCAACUUUUGCAACUGUUAUUCUGCGCAUACACAACGAAAGAUGGGAAGGUGUUCCUUUCAUUCUAAAAGCAGGGAAGGCCUUAAAUUCUAGAAAGGCAGAGAUACGAGUUCAAUUCAAGGACGUUCCUGGUGAUAUUUUCAAGUGUCAAAAGCAAGGGAGAAAUGAGUUUGUUAUCCGCCUACAGCCUUCAGAAGCUAUUUACAUGAAGCUUACGGUCAAGCAACCUGGUUUGGAGAUGUCCACAGUUCAAAGCGAACUGGACUUGUCAUAUGGGCAGCGAUAUCAAGGAGUUACCAUUCCAGAGGCUUAUGAGCGGCUCAUUCUCGACACAAUUAGAGGCGAUCAGCAACAUUUUGUUCGUAGAGAUGAGUUGAAGGCAUCAUGGAAGAUCUUCACCCCAUUGUUGCACAGAAUUGAUAGAGGAGAGUUCAAGCCACUCCCUUAUAAGCCAGGAAGUAGAGGUCCGGCAGAAGCCGAUGAAUUGCUGCGAAAAGCCGGCUAUGUUCAAACACACGGUUAUAUAUGGAUCCCUCCUACAUUGUAGAUUUUUCAGUUGCUUACAUAUAAAUAUAUAUAUACAAUAAAAACCUUGUAGAGUGAGCAAAUUGUAAUAAGCAUGAGGAUUUUUGAGUUGGUUUUAAUAAGCUUUGAGGAACUUUCCUUGAGAGCUGCACUCUCCUAUAUAUAAUGGGAUGGUGUGUGCAAGUUGUAAGUUGUAACCAGGCAUAUGAAGGUUGUGUACUAGUUUAUGGAUUUUCUAAUAAAUGUAUUUUCUUCAAAA
Messenger RNA from Arachis duranensis, 1788 nucleotides. RefSeq names its product glucose-6-phosphate 1-dehydrogenase, cytoplasmic isoform. The transcript is spliced from 15 exons. Bases 1 to 1551 code for a protein of 516 amino acids. Lineage: Eukaryota; Viridiplantae; Streptophyta; Magnoliopsida; Fabales; Fabaceae. The record is from RefSeq and is a predicted model, not a curated record. Gene Ontology annotation, cellular component: cytosol. Gene Ontology annotation, molecular function: glucose-6-phosphate dehydrogenase activity; NADP binding. Gene Ontology annotation, biological process: pentose-phosphate shunt, oxidative branch; glucose metabolic process.